AUGGCAACAAAUCAAUCGCCAUCACAAUCAACGGGAACAUUUACAAUCCACUAUUUCGCCACGGCGUCCCAAUUCACAACCAAGAACACAGAAACUCUACCCGCCCCGCUGCCACUGCCACAACUCUUCCCCCUACUAGAAGACCGAUACCCUGGUAUCAGCAAGAAAAUUCUCGUCGGCUGUGGAGUCAGUUUGGAGGGCGAGUAUGUUGAUGUUGAGGAGGAUGAGAAGAUCAUUACGGCUGGAGCGGAGGUUGCGAUUAUCCCCCCUGUAAGUUCAGGGUAG
Molecule: messenger RNA, 285 nt
Organism: Penicillium odoratum
Lineage: Eukaryota; Fungi; Ascomycota; Eurotiomycetes; Eurotiales; Aspergillaceae
Product: Molybdopterin synthase sulfur carrier subunit
Exons: 1
Coding region: 1-285 (94 amino acids)
Biological process (GO): Mo-molybdopterin cofactor biosynthetic process
Cellular component (GO): cytosol
Source: RefSeq, a predicted model, not a curated record